Molecule: messenger RNA, 2364 nt
Organism: Seriola dumerili (greater amberjack)
Lineage: Eukaryota; Metazoa; Chordata; Actinopteri; Carangiformes; Carangidae
Gene: ids
Product: iduronate 2-sulfatase
Exons: 13
Coding region: 97-1788 (563 amino acids)
Molecular function (GO): iduronate-2-sulfatase activity
Source: RefSeq, a predicted model, not a curated record
CUGAUUUGUUUUGACACCGGACAGAGGGAAGAGGACAGGAGCUGUGGAGAGAUAGCUGAAAGACACGGCGUCUUCAGUUGUUUACCUGAAACUAAAAUGUGCACAUGUGUCCGACUAUGGCUUCUCCUCCUGGUUCUUCACAGACUGACCCUCGCUGCUGGCGCGAGAAGAGAAAGGAGAAACGUCCUCUUCAUCAUGGCAGAUGAUUUGCGGACAUCAUUGGGCUGCUACGGAGACUCUGUGGUAAAAUCACCAAACAUUGACCAGCUGGCUUCCAAAAGCCAAGUUUUUCUAAAUGCAUAUGCACAGCAAGCUGUGUGUGCUCCCAGUCGUACAUCCAUGUUAACUAGUCGCAGACCAGAUACAACCAGGCUCUAUGACUUCAAAUCCUACUGGAGAGUCCAUUCUGGAAACUACACCACUAUGCCACAGUACUUUAAAUCUAGAGGAUACUUCACCACGUCUGUGGGCAAGAUAUUUCACCCAGGUAUCGCCUCUAACCACUCCGAUGACUACCCGUACAGCUGGUCCAUCCCUGCCUACCACCCAGCUUCAUUUCGAUUUGAGAAACAAAAGAUGUGUAAAGGAGAGGACGGUAAACUCCACGCCAACUUAUUGUGUGCAGUGAAUGUGACAGAGCAGCCUGGGGGAACCCUACCUGACCUGGAGACCACAGAUGAGGCAGUGAGGUUACUGAAGAAUUUGGCCAAUGACGAUGUUCCUUUCUUCUUAGCCGUGGGCUUUCACAAACCACACAUACCCUUCAGGAUACCACAGGAGUACCUGAGCUUGUAUCCCAUAGACCAAAUGACCUUGGCCCCUGACCCUGACGUCCCUAAAUCCCUUCCUCCUGUGGCCUACAACCCCUGGAUGGAUGUGAGAAAGAGAGACGAUGUCCAAAAAUUAAACAUUAGCUUUCCUUAUGGACCAAUGCCGAAAGACUUCCAGCUGCAUGUCCGUCAGCACUACUAUGCUGCUGUGUCAUAUAUGGACGCUCAGGUUGGACGACUGCUCAGUGCUCUGGAUGAGCUCGGGCUGGCUGACAGCACUAUGGUGGUGUUCACCUCAGAUCAUGGUUGGUCGUUAGGAGAACAUGGUGAAUGGGCUAAAUACUCAAAUUUUGAUGUGGCGACACGUGUCCCUCUUAUCUUUUACGUUCCUGGUGUCACCACACUUCAUGAUUGGCUGGGAGAGUCUGCUUUCCCCUUUAUUGAUGUCUUAACCAAAUCAAACUACAGCUUUCAGAAUGCCAGAGUUAUAAGGAACGUGGUGGAGUUGGUGGAUGUUUUUCCUACAGUCUCCUACAUGGCUGGCCUCAGAGCACCUGAACCUUGUGCUGAUGUUUCUUUCCAGGAGGAGCUGUGUACAGAGGGAGACAACCUGGCCCACACUUUCCGACACAGAGAAAGGGGAGAGGAUGAGGAGGCGAUAUCUUUUAGCCAGUACCCUCGACCUGCUGAUGCACCACAGGUGAACUCUGACCUCCCUGACCUUAAAGACAUAAAGGUCAUGGGUUACUCUCUACGCUCCUGGGACUAUAGAUACACUCUCUGGCUGGGGUUCAACCCUAAAACAUUUCAGGUGAAUGUUUCUGAUGUCCAUGCUGGAGAGCUGUACAUGUUAGCAGACGACCCCGGCCAGGACAAUAACGUCUACAGUGACUCUGAUCACAGUGUGAUAAUGAAGAAGAUGGCCAGUCUGCCUCAUACUGUGAGUCUGCAGAUGAGAAUGAAGCUGCAGCUCCUCUACCUCACAGCAGGGAUGAAAACGAAGAGAGGGAAGGCGUGAUGACGGGAAUAAAGUACAACAGAUGGACGGACAGGGACAAGUACAAAGGGAAGACAGAUGGAUGAAAAACCUUAAAAAGGGAGAAUGCCUUGAAUCUUUCUUUUAAUAUAAUGCAUACUUGAUUCAGUAAUCUCUGGUAUCACCAUUAAUCUUUCAAGCUCAGCUCUUCAGGCUAAUGUUCCAUGUUCAGAGCUCAUUGGCAGACAGACCUGGAUUCAACACGAGCGAAGUGAAUAAAAAAAACGCUUGUGCUGUUAGUUUGAAGACUUUUCACCCUUUGAUUUUUGACGAAGAGAAAAAUCCACAUGUGCAGAAACUUGUGACUGGUUUCAUCCUCCUCCGGCUAAACAGAACUUCCAGUGUUUUCAGUGACUGGCCUUUUUACACCUGCCAUUCACAUCUGUAAUUACUGACUUGCAUGGAGGAAAUGUCAGUCUGAUUUUGAAUGGCUCAAAUUUUAGGAGUAGGGGAGAUUUCUGAUUAUCUACGGUAGUUAAUAGAAUGGUUUGACAUUUUGGAAAAUACACUCAUUCGCUCUCUAUUCAAGAGUGAGAUGAGAAGAUUAAUAUCACUCAC